ACUCUUUCAUCUUCGACUCUCUCACGUGCUCCAUACCACUGCUUCUUCUUCUUCUUCUUCUUCUUCUUCUUCACGUGAUCUCCUCCGUUUCAGCAGCUCAGCGUCAUCGUCGCCUCCUUUUCCCGUUCAGUGCUGUCGCCGCCGUCAUCUUUCUUUCGCUCGUGCCGUUGCGGCGCCCCUCCUAGCGGUUCGCACUGAGUUUAUACUCCAUUGUUACUGCAACUUCCUCCGCAGAGACUGCAGUUGUAAUCUCUUUUCUUUCCCAGGAAACAAGCAUUAGCAGGAGCAAUUUGUUUUGCAGCCAAACUUGGGUGGUAGGCUGUAUUCGAGAGUUCAUAAAUGGCUGAGGACCCAAUGCAGUCGAUAUCUUCUCAAAAGAGAAGGCCAAAGAGGAAGAGAAUCCAGAAAGACCCAGAAUUGGACCGUCUCGAUUCACUCUCAUGGAAGUCAUCAAUCCCGAGGGACGACGCCUUGUCUGCUUUCAUUGGAUCCAACGAUCUCGAAGGAGGUUUUCUUUCGCUUGAGGAGAUUGACGAAGCUGAGUAUGGCCUGACAAUUCCAAAACCUGAAACAGUGAAACAGAAGUUGACAUCAACAGCCAGCAAAAAGUCAAAGAAAGGUGAGCAAGACAAUGUUGAUGGCUGUGGGGGUGCAUCGGGAGAUGGUGAGGGUAGCAUGAAUAAGGAAGAGGGGGACAAUAUGAAUAUGGAAACAAACAAAAAAGGGAAGAAGGAGAAGAAGAAGAAAAAGAAAAAGAAGAAAAACAAGGUCAAUAAUGAAGCCCCAACAAGUGAGGAAGAUGUGGGUGAAAUUAUAGGUGGCAGUGAUGGUGAUGGGAUCGAGACAGAGGUUGGAGAUGAAUUGGAUGGCGGUGAUGAUUUGGAGAUGGAGAAGAAGCUGCAGAAGGAAAAAAAAGAAACAAAGGAUCAUGGAAUUGAUAAAGAAAUCAAGGAUGAAGUUGAAAAGGAUGCAGUUGAUGAAACUGAAUAUUAUGCAUGGAAUGAGUUGAGACUUCACCCUUUGCUUAUGAAAUCGAUCUACAAACUUGGGUUUAAGGAACCUACAGCGAUCCAGAAAGCUUGUAUUCCAGCUGCUGCUUACCAGGGGAAGGAUGUUGUUGGUGCUGCUGAGACAGGAUCUGGAAAAACACUAGCUUUUGGAUUGCCAAUCCUACAACGUUUAUUGGACGAACGGGAAAAGUCUGGAAAGAAGUCUGAAGAAGAGGGAGUGGAUGCAGGAAGAUAUGCUCGCAGAAGUCUUCUACGGGCUCUUAUUAUUACUCCUACUAGAGAACUUGCUAUUCAGGUAACCGAUCAUCUCAAGGCAGUCGCAGUGGGUACAAAUAUUAGGGUGGUUCCAAUCGUUGGUGGGAUGUCCACUGAAAAGCAGGAAAGACUUUUAAGGAUGAGGCCAGAGAUUGUAGUUGGAACGCCAGGGCGGUUGUGGGAACUUAUGUCGGGAGGAGAAAGGCAUCUUGUUGAAUUGCAGACAUUGUCUUUCUUUGUACUGGAUGAGGCUGAUAGGAUGAUAGAAAAUGGGCACUUUCGUGAGUUGCAGUCCAUUAUUGAUAUGCUCCCUGCGGCAAAUUGUUCUACAGAAAAUUCACAAAAUGCAGAAAACUCUUCGACCAUUCCAAGUUCUCAAAGAAAGAAACGGCAAACACUUGUGUUUUCUGCAACAUUGUCACUGUCUUCUGAUUUUCGCAAGAAAUUAAAGCGUGGAUCAUCCAGACCUAGUCAAGCAGGAGGGAUGGAUGGUUUGAAUUCUAUAGAAGCUCUGUCUGAGAGAGCUGGGAUUAGACCUAAUGUUGCUAUUAUAAAUCUGACUAACACAUCGGUUUUGGCAAAUAAUCUUGAAGAAUCAUUUAUAGAAUGUAGGGAAGAAGACAAGGAUGCUUAUUUGUAUUACAUUCUGUCUGUUUAUGGAAAAGGCCGCACAAUUGUCUUCUGCACAUCCAUUGCUGCACUACGUCAUAUUUCUGCUUUAUUGUGCAUUGUUGGUAUCAAUGUCUUGACUCUUCAUGCUCAAAGGCAGCAACGAGCUCGCUUGAAGGCAAUCGAUCGUUUCCGUGGAAGGGAAAAUGGGAUACUGAUUGCCACUGACGUUGCAGCUAGAGGCCUUGAUAUUCCUGGUGUUCGAACUGUUGUCCACUAUCAACUACCACAUUCAGCUGAGGUUUACGUUCAUAGAAGUGGAAGAACAGCCAGAGCUUCUGCUGAUGGAUGCAGUAUCGCAUUGGUCUCUGCCAAUGAAACUUCCAAAUUUGCUACUCUGUGCAAAUCUUUCUCUAAGGAAAGCUUCCAGCGAUUUCCUGUUGAUAAUUCAUACAUGCCAGAGGUUCUAAAACGAAUGUCUCUUGCACGCCAGAUCGACAAGAUUAUGCGGAAGGAUUCUCAAGAGAAGGCAAAAAGAACCUGGUUUGAGCGGAAUGCAGAGUUAGUGGAAUUAGUAGUGGAUAACGAUGACAGUGAAGAUGAGAGAGCAAACAAUCAUAAGCAGAAGAAAUUUGGCUCCAUGCAGUUAAAGAAAUUGCAAGAGGAGCUCGACAAGCUGCUUUCCCACCCCCUGCAACCGAAAUCAUUCUCACACCGUUAUUUGGCCGGAGCUGGGGUCUCACCUCUUCUGCAACAUCAAUUUGAAGAGAUGGUCAAGCAGAACGGGACUGUUCAGAAUACGGGAGAUAACAAAAGGAGGAAGUUGGCUGCUAUUGGCCAAGAUCUUAUGGAACCACUUCAAGCACUUCGAACCGGUGGUCAACAGGUACAUAUGGAUGCAAAAGAGAUGGCUGAUAAACGGAAGAAAGUGGAGAACCUUAGGAGGAAGAAAAAAGAGGAGAAAAAACGCUUGCGUGAUCAGCGAAGAAAUAAACGGAAACAAAUGAAAGGCAAGAUUUAGAAGAUUGGCCAUUCUGGUAAACUGUGCAUUAACAAUUGAUUAGAACUUAUGAUAAGAUGUUCUUGAGUAAGUUAAAGAGUUUUUAGUAGAGUUCUUUUUUUUCUUAUAAAAACAAUUUGAACAAAAAAAAAUGCCGAUUUUGGUAAUC
Messenger RNA from Cucurbita maxima (winter squash), 3043 nucleotides. Its product is annotated as DEAD-box ATP-dependent RNA helicase 13. The transcript is spliced from 16 exons. NCBI's taxonomy places the organism in Eukaryota, Viridiplantae, Streptophyta, Magnoliopsida, Cucurbitales, Cucurbitaceae. The coding region runs from base 340 to 2895 and encodes 851 amino acids. Gene Ontology annotation, cellular component: nucleolus. Gene Ontology annotation, molecular function: RNA helicase activity; ATP binding; nucleic acid binding. The record is from RefSeq and is a predicted model, not a curated record.